AAGUUCGGUUUUGACUUUUGCAUCCCCUCCGGACAAUCUGCACAGCCGUGCCACAGCAAGGACCCUUUUGUCAGAAUCUACCCGACCAUGGCACGGAAGGCAAAGUCUCAAGCUCUGACGCUUCUGCUCGUCGUCCCUCUCCUGUCUUUUGCUGGAGUCAUGUUCUACAUGUCCAAGUGUACUCCCGGUCCUGCACCGGAGUGUCCUCAGCCGGACAACAGCCGCAUCACCAACGAGGGGCUCAAGUCGGUCAAGCGUGACCACACCGCAUUCCUCGUUGUCCUUAUCAUGUCUGGACCUCAACUGGACGCGAGACGGUACACCAUCCGUGAGACGUGGAUGACGAAGAGGACGAAAGACAUCAUCAUCAAGUUCGUGAUCGGGACGCACGGACUAUCCGGAGAGGAGAAGAAGCAGUUGGAGAAGGAGAGUGCUCAGCACCAUGAUCUCCUUCUCCUGACAUCCCUCCAGGAGAACCUACUGUCAAACACCCAGAAGCUUAUAGAUUCCUUCGUCUGGGUCGACAGGCACGUGGACACCAACUUUGUGCUGAAGGUCGACGACGACUCCCUGGUAAGGUUGGAUGCUCUGUCCCGGGAGCUUCGCAGCAAAAACCAUGAGAGGCUUUACUGGGGAUUCUUUGAUGGACGCCAGCACGCACAUACCCGUGGAAAGUACGCCGAGAACGACUGGCUCCUCUGUGACCACUAUCUCCCAUUUGCCAUCGGUGGUGGCUACAUCUUAUCCAGCGAUUUGAUCCACUAUGUUGCCAUCAACGCCAAGAUGCUCAAAAAGUACAAUGCAGAAGACAUAUCGCUGGGUUCGUGGCUAGCUGCAGUCGAUGUCGACAGGGAGCAUGAUCCUCGCUUUGAUACGGAGUACAAGUCGCGAGGCUGUCGCAACGUGUACCUCAUCUCGCACAAACAGACAAGCCAGGAGCUCAAGGAGAAAUGGAGCCACUUGCAGAAGACCGGUAAAAUGUGCCAAAAGGAAGAGCAGCUUCGGCAAUCUUACGUUUACAACUGGAACAAACCGCCCACGGAGUGCUGUGAAAGGGUACAGGGUGUUCCUUGAUUGACAUUUCAAAUGAUAGAAUUACUUCAAGGAUGUACAUGUAUUUCACAUUGACCGAACUUGCAUGAAACAGGGUGUAUGGGAGUGACUAUUGUGAAAUUAGGCACUUCAUCUAUCAUCAGUUAAACAAAACUGAGCUUCCAAAUUCAACAUUUAAUAAUUCACAUUAGAGUAAAAAGGUGUGCAGCAAAUGAAAUUGACAAGAAAUAAAACAUGUGCAAGGAAGAAUAUUUUAUUAGACUGACCUCGCAUGAACCAGGGUAUUUUAUAUUAUUGUGAAAUUAGAUCCUUCAUUCUGUAUCCGUUCAUUGCCAUUCAACAAAAGUCAAUAUAUGCACAAUUUGUCAAUAGUUUUACUAAUGAUGAUGUGAAGAGAAUCGUUUCUAUAUCGCUUUACAGUUUAUACUAAUGUUUCUAAGCACUGUACUAUUGUUACCCCGCCAUUAAGCCGAGCUACUGUGAUAGGCGCUCCAGAAAUAUUCUCUUCCCAGGGUACUCAGAUUUACAUAAUAAUAAUCUUCCUACAAUGAGGAAUAUAACAUUAGCAACACAAAACUUGCUUAUUAGAUUCUUGCCUAACAAAUGUAAUAACUAAUGCAAUCAAGUACUACAAUAUUGUUACAUGUACUUUUUUUAUGAUGAAAUCCAAAGAUUUUUUUAUUUUGUAAUUUCAUUUCAAGGUUUAUCAAAAACAUAUGUUGAUGUUCACAGCCUGAUGGAUGAAUUGUCAUGUUUUACAGAUCUUUAAUAAU
Strongylocentrotus purpuratus (purple sea urchin) is the source of this 1826-nucleotide messenger RNA. RefSeq names its product beta-1,3-galactosyltransferase 6. NCBI's taxonomy places the organism in Eukaryota, Metazoa, Echinodermata, Echinoidea, Camarodonta, Strongylocentrotidae. Gene Ontology annotation, cellular component: membrane. The record is from RefSeq and is a predicted model, not a curated record. The coding region runs from base 88 to 1074 and encodes 328 amino acids. Gene Ontology annotation, biological process: glycosaminoglycan biosynthetic process. Gene Ontology annotation, molecular function: UDP-galactosyltransferase activity. The transcript has 2 exons.